Emericellopsis atlantica is the source of this 1853-nucleotide messenger RNA. RefSeq lists its product as uncharacterized. NCBI's taxonomy places the organism in Eukaryota, Fungi, Ascomycota, Sordariomycetes, Hypocreales, Bionectriaceae. Gene Ontology annotation, molecular function: N-acetyltransferase activity. Bases 402 to 1823 code for a protein of 473 amino acids. The record is from RefSeq and is a predicted model, not a curated record. The transcript has a single exon.
CGCCAGAUUUUAUGCAUACAGUCUAACUAAGGACGGGUAGGCAGCAUCAUGAUGUAUGCUCAGCUUAUCUGUGGACUUCUCCGACGCCAUUACGAGACCGGUGUGAACCGAGGGCAUGGACGGGGGUCAUACCCCAGGCUAGCACAUGCGUACAUACAAGGGACACGCAAGGUACCAUGUACACCACGCAGAGCGGGUUAUAUCGGCAAUGGUCGACUUUCCUUAAGAGGUACGCUCUCGGUUUCAGACGACAACUUGAGAGCGUGAACGUGACCAUCCUGACACAGCACCAGCAGCUCGAGCUCUUGCGACAAGAAUACCACUCCUUUGCGCCAUGGAAGGCAUGAAAAAGCUCGCCAGACUACGACCGCUAGGUUUGUCUCUGCUCUCCUCUCAUUCCUAUGCUUUCAAAGCCGAGCUCCAGUCUGACACGUAGUGUGAUCCAGGGUAAACUGGAGCAGAUCUCGGCGGCGUGCCAUCACCUGGGCUAUUUCAACAAUGUCGGCGUCUCUGCUCACUACCAGCUGUCGUCGUCCAAGCCUGGCUCACUUACGAGUCUGACUACGCGGGACUUGCGCCACCUCAUCUAUACUGCCACAAGAGAGACAGUCCGCAAGCACCGCAUUCUAUCUGCGAUUCCCGUCGACGAGGGAUCUCCCGAGACCUACUUCGGUGGUCUGCCCUCCAUUGAUCUCGCCCGAACCAUCGCGUUCCAUCGACGGUCUCAGGCUGUAGCAGACGGUGGAGAAGGGGAGGACCGAGAGCUUGAUGAAGUUCUCCAAGACCAACACAACACCAACUUCAAGGCUGAUGAGGGCGAGCUGCCAUUCUGGCGCUUGGUGAUCCUUCAUAACCCCGAAGACACAAAAGCCUUCACGGUCUCCUUCAUCUACCACCAUGCCAUUGGUGACGGUGUCGCCGGCGUUGCGUUCCACGACACCUUUCGUCAGUCUUUGAACGCGGCUGCUAUCGAAGCUGAGGUUACAUCCGUGAUCACCGUGCCGCAUCGAGAUGCCACACUACCGCCGCCUCUGGAAGAAGUACACCCCCUACCUCUGAAUUCAACCGCUGCAGCACCGCCAACAGCGUCGGAACUUACCGAAUGGAUGGGAAGCGCGAUCAGCACGCCAUGUCGGACGCAUUGGCAGUCGCUCUACGUCGCACCAGACGCCUCAAAGGCCUUCUUCCAGGCGUGCAAGGAGAAGGGCCUUUCUGUCACGUCUGCGCUGUCAUCGGCCCUCGCGCACGCAGUCUUUGACGUCCUUCCCACUACGCAAGAAGCUUUGACCUGCAUAAUCCCCGUCGACCUACGCCCUUGGCUGCAGCUCCCUCGAGGGACGUCCACUGCCGCCAUGGGGACAUAUUUUGACGCCAUGCGUGUACGAUUCACCCGCGCUGAAUCAACAACAGACGCGUGGGCAGGUGCGCACAACGUGGCCGAGACGCUUCGUGCAUACCGCAACAAUGUGUCGCCCUCGGGAGAGCCUUAUACGGCCGUAGCCGCAUUCCAGGGGAUCCCAGACGUUGGCGUGGUCUUUGAGUCUCUGCGUGGCAAACCACGCGAUGCAGCCCUAGAAGUGACCAACAUUGGUGUCUUUCCCAGUGUGAGCAGUGAGAAUGGCGAAGCUGACGGGGGAGUGUGGAAGGUGGGCAAGGUGUUGCUCAGUCGUAGUGCUGUCGUGUCGGGUGCGGCUGUGACCAUCAGCGUGGCCACCGGUGGCAAUGGAUCGAUGACAGUGGGUUUCAGCUGGCAAGACGGUGUCGUGGAGAGUGAUUUGGUGAAGGAAGUCAGGGAGAGAGUAAGGAGAUUCCUCAGUAUGUGAGGUUGGAUGAGAGCUAGUGCCGUAGUCCCA